Ornithodoros turicata is the source of this 888-nucleotide messenger RNA. Its product is annotated as techylectin-5A-like. The coding region runs from base 1 to 837 and encodes 278 amino acids. The transcript is spliced from 5 exons. Lineage: Eukaryota; Metazoa; Arthropoda; Arachnida; Ixodida; Argasidae. The record is from RefSeq and is a predicted model, not a curated record.
AUGCUUAUUGUUGCCUCAACGGUGCAAUGUGGACAACCUGACUUGACGACCCAGAGAUUGCUUGACCAAUGUGUUGCCAAACUUAGAAACCUCCAAAAUGGACGCCCGAGAGAUUGCGCGGACAUCUUCGCCACUGGCAAGCACUACAGUAGUAUCAACAACAUCUACCCUUACAAGGACUCAUCAGUGCCCGUCACAGUUUACUGUGAUAUGGAAACAGACGGCGGAGGAUGGACGGUUAUCCAGAGGAGAGGACAGUUUGGAAAUCCACAAGACUACUUCUAUAGGAAAUGGGAUGACUACGUCAAAGGUUUCGGACAGACAGCGAGAGAAUACUGGUUGGGUCUCAACGCCAUUCACGCUCUGACCUCAAACAAGGCAAUGGUGCUGCGUAUCCAACUCGGGAAUAGUUCCGGAGACAUAUUGACGGCUGACUAUUCCACCUUCAAGGUUGCCGACAAAACAAAAGAUUUUAAGCUCACAGUCGGUGGAUACUCAGGAAGAAAAUCUAAACACACGCUUAAUUGUCUCUUGGGUCUUGUUCUUUCUUCUGUUCCAGGGAGCGACGCAUUCAGUGAAGCGAACGGAGCCAAGUUCAGUACACAGGACAAGGACAACGACGCGUCCGGGAGCAACUGCGCUGCGAUCUAUAAAGGAGCAUGGUGGUAUCAAUAUUGCCACUCCUCUAACCUUAAUGGUAUGAACUACAACGGUCAACACUCCACAUAUGCGGAUGGCAUAGAAUGGUCAAAACUGGACGGCAGAACUGGGCUCUAUUACUAUUCUUUUCCGAAGGCCGAAAUGAAAAUUAGGCCUGCCGAUUUCUACCAUCAGUAAUGUACGGUGCUCGUUAUUAAGCUGAAUUAAACUGCACUCCAACGCUCAUAA